Molecule: messenger RNA, 2766 nt
Organism: Candida tropicalis MYA-3404
Lineage: Eukaryota; Fungi; Ascomycota; Pichiomycetes; Serinales; Debaryomycetaceae
Gene: NAM2
Product: leucine--tRNA ligase
Exons: 1
Coding region: 1-2766 (921 amino acids)
Biological process (GO): leucyl-tRNA aminoacylation; mitochondrial translation
Cellular component (GO): mitochondrion
Molecular function (GO): leucine-tRNA ligase activity; ATP binding; aminoacyl-tRNA deacylase activity
Source: RefSeq, a predicted model, not a curated record
AUGAUACGACGCUCACCACUAAGGAGAUCAACACUAUGUCAUAUUAAAUAUGUCUCCACUGUCCUGUCAAAGACUAUAGAAUUUCCAAAAUUGGAUGAAAAAUGGAAAAAUGCAUGGAAGGAACAAUCCCCAACAAAUUCACUCCACCCAACCAAGCACUUGAUUCCUAGUGAUGCUGAGACUUUUUAUUCUUUGUCAAUGUUUCCAUACCCUUCAGGGGUUCUUCAUUUAGGUCACCUUCGUGUGUAUACAAUCAGUGAUGUGGUGGCUAGAUUCAAAAGAUUAAAUGGAUAUAACGUGAUUCAUCCAAUGGGAUGGGAUGCCUUCGGAUUACCAGCAGAAAAUGCUGCAGUUGAAAGAAAUAUCAAUCCAGCAGAAUGGACAGAAAUGAAUAUUGCAAAAAUGAAACAACAAACGGAAAUUUUCCUUGCGGAUUUUGAUUGGGAAAGAGAAGUUAAUACAUCAUCUCCAGAAUAUUAUAAAUGGACCCAGAAGAUUUUCUUGAUGUUAUUUGAAAGAGGUUUAGCUUAUCGUAACUAUUCGGAAAUUAAUUGGGAUCCUGUUGAUCAAACUGUUCUUGCAAAUGAACAAGUUGAUGCCGAUGGAAGAUCAUGGAGAAGUGGUGCAAUUGUUGAGAAGAAAUUUUUGAAACAAUGGUUCAUUCGUAUUACUGAGUAUGCUAAGGAAUUGAAUCAUGAUUUGAAAUAUUUGAAUAAUUGGCCAAGUAAAGUGAAGACUAUGCAAAAGAAUUGGAUUGGUGAAUCGACUGGUACUGAAAUUGUCAUUCCUUUAGAUUCUGGAUUUGGUGAUGUUAAAGUGUUUACUUCUAGACCAGAUACAUUGUUUAGUUUACAAUUUGUUGCUUUAGCUUUGAAUCAUCCAAUUGUGGAAAAAUUGGCAUCUGAAGAUCCGGAAUUGGCAAAAUUCAUUGAAGAAGCAAAACAAAUAGAUGAUCCAACUUCAAAGAUUGGAUAUAAAUUGAAAGGGGUAAAAGCAUCUAUUCCAAUUGAUGUGAACAACCAAGCUCAAAAGAAGUUUGAUAUUCCAAUCUACACUGCUCCUUAUGUCUUGGGUGACUAUGGACAUGGUGCAGUGAUGGGGUGUCCUGGUCAUGACGAACGUGAUUUUGAAUUUUGGAAAUUGCACGAACCUGAAACCCCAGCUACUCAGAUAGUGGCUCCUAAAAAAUCUGAUGACUCUAGUUAUCCAUAUGUUGAAAAAGUUGGUACUUUACAAGAUAGUACUGUUUUGCCCCAUGGUUUGAAAACAAUUGGGGAUUAUAAAGGGAAGUCUGUGAAAGAAGCUAUGAAAUUGAUCACAAAGAAUUUAGAAUACCAUGGUUUGGGUAAAUCAUCGACCCAAUUCAGAAUUAGAGACUGGUUGAUAAGUAGACAAAGAUACUGGGGUGCACCAAUUCCUAUUGUUCAUUGUGAUGAUUGUGGACCUGUUGCAGUUCCAGAUGAACAAUUACCUGUCUUGCUUCCAACAAUUAAAGGUCAACAUUUUGGUAAAGGUAACCCAUUAGAGAAAAUUGAAGAAUUUGUAAAUACUGAAUGUCCUUCCUGUGGAAAACCAGGAAAACGUGAAACUGAUACCAUGGAUACAUUUAUGGACUCCUCGUGGUACUUUUUCCGUUACUUGGAUCCUAAAAACAAAAAAUCGUUACUUGACCCAGCCGCUGCAAAGAAUAUGCCAGUUGACCUUUACAUUGGUGGUGUUGAGCAUGCAAUUUUACAUUUGUUGUAUUCAAGAUUUGUUAGUAAGUUUUUAAGUGACUGUGGUAUUUGGAAUGGUGAACCUCAUCACAAAGAACCUUUCCAAAAAUUAGUCACCCAAGGUAUGGUUCACGGUAGAACAUUUACUGAUCCAACUAAUGGUAGAUUUUUAAAACCAAAUGAACUUGACGUCACUGAUCCACAAAAUCCAGUCAUCAAGUCAACUGGUGAAGUACCAAAUGUGUCGUUUGAAAAAAUGUCCAAAUCAAAAUACAAUGGGGUUGAUCCAGCUGAAUGUAUUGGAAAAUAUGGUGCUGAUGUAGUUAGAGCACAAAUGUUAUUCCUGGCUCCAGUUUCAGAUACACUUAAUUGGCAAGAAGAACAAAUUGCUGGUACCGACAGAUGGUUACGCAGAGUAAUUCAAUUGAGUGAUAAUAUUGUUGGGGCUACCUACAAAUUAGAUGAGCAAACGGCUCCUCAUUCGUUCAUGGGACUCACUCUCAAUGGUAAAACUUAUGAUAAUAUCAAAUUUACCUCUGAAGAAUUGAAGCUUUAUAAUGAAAUUCAAUCUUAUGUUCAGUCAAUUACCAAAUCCAUAGAAGUUGACUUUUCAUUGAAUACAGUCAUUUCAGAUCUUAUGAAGAUGACAAAUGCCAUUUCAAAUGCUGUCAAGUCACCAGAGCAGUUCAAUCAAGACUUGGUCUUUGAUUGUUACAAGAAAUUAUUGGUAUGCAUGGCCCCAGUUACUCCUGCAACAUCAGAGGAGUGUUGGGAAAGGUUUUCAAUUAAUCAAGGUAUAAGUCAACCAAAAUCCAUUUUCUAUGAAAAAUAUCCAAAUGAUAAACCAAUUGAAUCUAACUUGAUAUCAUUCAAUAUCUUCAUUAAUGGUAAACAUCGUGGAACUAUUGAAUCUGAUAAAUCAUUAAUUGCUAAGACAGAUGAUGAAAUUAUUAAUGAAAUUUCACAGAUUGAACAAUUUUCCAACUUUAUCAACGGAAAACCAUUUAGAAAACUUAUUAAAAAGCCUGGUAUGAUAAGUAUCGUCUUGUAA